Molecule: messenger RNA, 2836 nt
Organism: Bombina bombina (fire-bellied toad)
Lineage: Eukaryota; Metazoa; Chordata; Amphibia; Anura; Bombinatoridae
Gene: SEC23B
Product: SEC23 homolog B, COPII coat complex component
Exons: 20
Coding region: 153-2456 (767 amino acids)
Biological process (GO): endoplasmic reticulum to Golgi vesicle-mediated transport; COPII-coated vesicle budding; COPII-coated vesicle cargo loading
Cellular component (GO): COPII vesicle coat; endoplasmic reticulum exit site
Molecular function (GO): zinc ion binding; GTPase activator activity
Source: RefSeq, a predicted model, not a curated record
CUGUUGAAACCGGCCUAUUGCUGAGCUGUACAUCCAGCACAGGAAGGAAACGAACACGGACACCGAGAUAGGAAGCUUCGGGAACUGAAUCUCAUACAACGGGCUGUCCUGUGAAUGACAGAGGACUGACAGUGAAUCUAUCUUGAGUUUCCAUGGCUACCUACUUGGAGUUUAUUCAACAGAAUGAAGAGCGAGAUGGUGUCCGUUUUAGUUGGAACGUGUGGCCUUCUAGCCGAUUGGAAGCCACAAGGAUGGUGGUGCCUUUGGGCUGCCUUUUUACUCCACUGAAAGAGCGUCCCGACCUCCCACCUGUACAGUAUGAGCCAGUACUUUGCACAAGGCCAACAUGUAAAGCUGUUCUUAAUCCACUUUGUCAAGUUGAUUACAGAGCCAAACUCUGGGCAUGUAACUUCUGCUUUCAACGAAAUCAGUUCCCACCUACAUAUUCUGGAAUAUCAGAAGUGAAUCAACCUGCAGAACUAAUGCCUCAGUUUUCAACUAUUGAAUACAUUGUUCAGAGAGGGCCUCAAACGCCACUGAUCUUUCUCUAUGUGGUGGAUACUUGUCUAGAAGAGGAAGAUCUACAGGCUCUCAAGGAAUCAUUACAAAUGUCUCUCAGUUUACUGCCGCCAGAUGCCCUGGUUGGGCUUAUCACUUUUGGCAGAAUGGUGCAAGUACACGAGCUUAGCUGCGAUGGGAUCUCUAAGAGCUAUGUUUUCAGAGGGACCAAAGAUCUGACUGCAAAGCAAAUACAGGAUAUGUUGGGCCUUUCAAAGCCUGCAGCCUCAGCUCCGCAGGGCAGGCCACUGCAACCACAGGAGCAGCCUUCCUUGUCGAGCCGGUUUCUCCAACCUGUCCACAAGAUUGAUAUGAAUUUAACAGAUCUACUUGGGGAAUUACAACGUGACCCCUGGCCUGUGACUCAAGGGAAAAGACCACUUAGAUCUACUGGUGUAGCCUUGUCUAUUGCUGUGGGAUUAUUGGAGGGAACACUUCCAAAUACUGGGGCCAGAAUAAUGCUGUUUACAGGUGGGCCUCCAACACAAGGGCCCGGCAUGGUCGUGGGAGAUGAACUUAAAACACCAAUUCGCUCCUGGCACGACAUAGAAAAGGACAAUGCACGUCUCAUGAAGAAAGCUACUAAGCACUAUGAAGGUUUGGCCAAUCGCAGUGCAGCCAAUGGACAUUGUAUAGAUAUUUAUGCUUGUGCCCUGGAUCAGACUGGACUUUUGGAGAUGAAGUGUUGUUCAAAUCUUACUGGAGGUCAGAUUGUGAUUGGUGAUUCAUUCAACACAUCAUUGUUUAAGCAAACAUUUCAGAGAGUGUUUAGCAAAGACCUGAAUGGUGAAUUUAAAAUGGCUUUUGGGGCAAAUCUUGAGGUCAAGACUUCCAGAGAGCUCAAAAUUUCGGGAGCUAUUGGACCAUGUGUUUCCUUAAAUGUUAAAGGGCCCUGCAUUUCUGAAAAUGAAUUGGGCAUUGGUGGAACAUGUCAGUGGAAAAUAUGCAGUUUGGAUCCCAGUACAACUCUUGCAGUUUAUUUUGAAGUUGUAAACCAGCACAAUGCACCGAUUCCUCAAGGUGGCCGUGGAGCUGUGCAGUUUGUCACCCAGUACCAACACUCAAGCACGCAAAAACGAAUUAGAGUCACUACAAUUGCUAGGAACUGGGCAGAUGCUCAGAGCCAGAUACAACAUAUUGAGGCAGCCUUUGAUCAAGAAGCAGCAGCUGUGCUGAUGGCACGGUUGGGGGUGUACCGUGCAGAGACUGAAGAGGGGCCAGAUGUUCUCAGGUGGUUGGAUAGACAGCUUAUUAGACUUUGCCAGAAAUUUGGACAGUACAACAAAGAUGACCCGACUUCUUUCCGGCUGUCAGAUUCCUUUUCUCUUUAUCCACAGUUCAUGUUCCAUUUGAGAAGAUCACCUUUCCUGCAAGUGUUUAAUAACAGCCCUGAUGAAUCCUCAUAUUACCGUCAUCAUUUUGCCAGACAAGACCUAACUCAAUCUCUUAUCAUGAUCCAGCCAAUUCUUUACUCUUAUUCUUUCUAUGGACCACCAGAGCCUGUUCUUUUAGACAGCAGCAGCAUUUUACCCGAUAGGAUCCUGCUAAUGGACACCUUUUUCCAGAUUGUAAUUUAUCUGGGUGAGACAAUUGCACAGUGGAGGAAUGCUGGUUAUCAGGACAUGCCCGAAUAUGAGAACUUCAAACAUCUUCUGCAAGCACCAUUAGAUGAUGCCCAAGAAAUCUUACAAAGCAGAUUCCCAAUGCCACGCUAUGUCCACACAGAACAUGGAGGCAGUCAAGCCAGAUUUCUUCUCUCCAAAGUAAAUCCAUCACAGACGCACAACAAUCUGUACAACUGGGGACAGGAAUCCGGAGCACCAAUCCUAACAGAUGAUGUCAGUCUACAAGUCUUCAUGGAUCACUUAAAAAAGCUGGCAGUGUCUACUGCAUCCUAAUUUUAGUUAUGGAAAAAACGUUUCAGCUGCGGGCAACAAGAUCUUACAAAUAUGAUGAUUUUAGAAAAAGAAAACAUUCCCUCACGUUGUUUCAAGGAAUUAAUCAACAUUUUUAGUUAAAACCAAAAUGAAAAAUGAAGUUGAAAAAUUUCUGUCUAGGUUUUUUUUUUUUUUUUGUAGGUCCUAAUUUAUUGUAUUUUUGUUGUUAUACAGACAUAAUGUCCGUUUCACAAUAAUAAUAAUGGCUGUAAAUAUCCCCACACUGCAUUUGUUAAUUUUACAUUUCUCUGUGUAUAAGCUAACCAAAUUUGUAGUAAUUUCUCAAAAAAGUUGUAUGGUGUGUGAUGCAAUAAAUGUGAAAGGUUGAGACAGUGAAAGAA